Molecule: messenger RNA, 1614 nt
Organism: Eucalyptus grandis
Lineage: Eukaryota; Viridiplantae; Streptophyta; Magnoliopsida; Myrtales; Myrtaceae
Product: protein CLT2, chloroplastic
Exons: 10
Coding region: 38-1336 (432 amino acids)
Source: RefSeq, a predicted model, not a curated record
CUCCCUCCUUCCUUCCUUCCUCCCUUUUCCGCCAUUGAUGGGAUUCUUGCAUGCGGCGUCGUUUCCGCCGCCGCCUCCCUCUCAUCUCCUCCAUGGCUCCAACCGCCCUUCUCUCCUCGCGAUGUCGCCGCCGCCGUCGUCUCCUCUCCCUCGCCGCCUCCCUCCCAAGCUCCCGCCGCUUCGCACCCGCCGCAACGUCGCUCGCCUCCUCCGACGAGCUCCGGCCCCGAGGCCCCGCGCCCGCGCCUCCGCCUCCGCCUCCGCCUCCGCCGGCGGCGGCGGCGGCGGCGGCGCCCCUCCUCCGGCGUCUCCGGACGGUAGCCUGGCGAUCGUCGGCUCCGCGGCGGCCACCGUCGCGCUCGCCGUCGCCAAUCGCGUGCUCUACAAGCUCGCGCUCGUCCCCAUGAAGCAGUAUCCUUUCUUUCUCGCGCAGGUCACAACCUUCGGGUACGUGGCAAUUUAUUUUUCGAUUCUUUACAUCCGCCAUCGAGCUGGGAUAGUUACCGGCGAGAUGUUAGCACUUCCCAAAUCGCGGUUUGUGGCCAUCGGAAUGCUUGAAGCCCUGGGAGUAGUUACUGGGAUGUCUGCUGGAGCAAUGCUCCCUGGACCCGCCAUACCCAUAUUGAGCCAGACAUUUUUGGUGUGGCAACUGAUUUUCUCAACUGUUCUUCUGGGUAGGAAGUAUUCAUUAAAUCAAAUUGCUGGCUGCUUACUUGUAGCUACUGGUGUAGUAACAGCUAUAGCAAGUGGGUCUAAUUCUGGUCAGAUUUUAUCGGGGAUUGAGUUUGCGUGGCCAUUGGUGAUGAUUGCUUCCAGUGCUUUUCAAGCCGGUGCUUCUAUUAUAAAGGAAUCUAUUUUUAUUGAUGCUGCAAGACGCCUUAAGGAGAAGUCACUCGACAUUUUUGUUGUCAAUUCUUUUGGAUCUGGGUUUCAGGCUCUUUUUGUGCUUCUGUUUCUGCCCUUUCUGUCAAAUUUGAGAGGCAUACCAUUUGCCCAGCUUCCUCAGUAUUUGAAAGAAGGAGCUGGUUGCUUUCUAAAUAUUGGAGCCAACACCACAGGUUGUGAUGGGGCACCUUGGCUUCCAUUAAUUUUUGUAACUACCAACAUUAUGUUCAAUAUAUCGUUGCUCAAUCUGGUGAAGAUUUCUUCUGCUGUUGUUGCUUCUCUUACUGUAAUGUUGUCAGUUCCCAUUUCAAUUUAUGUCCUUUCUCGUCCAUUGCCAUAUCUCCCCGAAGGUGCAAGCUUAAGUCCCUUUUUUGUGAUUGGCGGAAUCAUUCUUGUACUAGGUCUUGUUCUUUACAAUGUACCCCAAAGGCAGGUUGCAAAAAGUGAUUAGAACAGACUCAUUGCCCAUGAGAAAAUGAUAGCCUGGACCCUCACAACUAAUCCACUGGCAUUGUUUUGUUCAAUCGAUCCAACUCUUUUUCAAGUGUAAAUGUGGCAAAGAUAGGAUUACUCUUUAGGUAAAUUCACUCAAAUGAAAGCUGCUGAACCUUCAUAUUGCAUAUCAAGUUUGUUCUUGUAUAACUUCCAUUUAUUAGUCCAUAUAUGCACAGCGUUCAUGAAGUGAUGUUGUCUAGAGUAUAAUCAAAUGGCUCUACUGUAUUGACUUGA